AUGCAUCUUAGAAUGAUAGCGAUGCAGAGGUGCAUUGAUUGUCCCAUUUAUAUGGUACGUCCGGGAAAAUUUGGGACUCGACAAAUGAAGAAAGACAAAGCAGUUAUCGUGGGCUUUGGUAUCUCACUUGUGGGUAUUGCAAGUGUACUAGGCAUUUACUUGCCGCGAUACAGCACAAUGGCACGUCAGGGACGCGAACGCACGUUGCGCAACCGAGGUCUUGCAGAAAAUAGCGCCACUGAGCGUAUGGUAGAGAAGCCAUCGUCUUCUAUGUGGAAAAACAUUGACAAGAGACGUCGAGAAUAA
Molecule: messenger RNA, 306 nt
Organism: Plasmopara halstedii
Lineage: Eukaryota; Oomycota; Peronosporomycetes; Peronosporales; Peronosporaceae
Exons: 1
Coding region: 1-306 (101 amino acids)
Source: RefSeq, a predicted model, not a curated record